Messenger RNA from Kluyveromyces marxianus DMKU3-1042, 1590 nucleotides. RefSeq names its product acyl-coenzyme A thioesterase 10 (gene Acot10). Gene Ontology annotation, biological process: acyl-CoA metabolic process. The transcript has a single exon. Gene Ontology annotation, molecular function: fatty acyl-CoA hydrolase activity. Gene Ontology annotation, cellular component: mitochondrion. The coding region runs from base 1 to 1590 and encodes 529 amino acids. NCBI's taxonomy places the organism in Eukaryota, Fungi, Ascomycota, Saccharomycetes, Saccharomycetales, Saccharomycetaceae. The record is from RefSeq and is a predicted model, not a curated record.
AUGCUUUCGCUAAGGAAACUUGCUCACACGAAAAAGGCAGCUACGAUUGCUGUUUCAAAGGCCUUGCCAAUAUACAACUCUAAAAGACUCAUGCACUCGAAGGACGAUGGGAAGGCCACGGAUGCUGCUAACCAGCCGGAUGCCACGACUACGACUCUUACGGAUAAAUAUGAGUUCCAACGGUUGUUCACGAACAACAGUUCUGUGAUUGAGGGGUUCAAGGCUACCUGGGUCAAUGCGCUUGCCGAACGUAAGAAGCAACUUGCGCAGGGCAAAGUCAUCGACUCAUAUUCGUACAAUAGCGUCAAGUCUACGGAGAUUGGUGAGAAGACCAGGGCAGAUUCCUUCACAUACUUGACUUUGCCCUUCAAAGAAGAUCCCAUCGUCGCAGAUUUCUACGUCAAUGCCGGUGGUAGGGUCCGUAUGGGGCAGAUUUUCCAGGAUUUAGAUGCUCUCGCAGGGAGAAUCGCUUACAGACACACUGCGCCAGCUGAACCAGUCAUUGUAACAGCUUCCGUCGACCGUAUCUAUAUGUUGAAGCCCUUGGACCACAUCUCGGACUUCAACGUUGUGCUAUCCGGAGCCGUCGUAUGGACCGGUAGAUCCUCCAUGGAAAUCUCCAUCAAGGCCUCCGCUAUCAAGGGCAAACUACCAGAGAAGAUUACAGAAUCCUCCCUCUCCGAUGACGACACCUUCCUGACCGCGUCUUUCACUUUUGUCGCUAGAAACCCAGAGACCCACAAGUCCUUGGCCAUCAACAAACUCCUCCCAUUGAACGAAGACGAAUGGAUGGACUUUAGACGUGCGGAAUCCCACAACGCUGCCAAGAAAUUGCGCGCCAAGAACGAAAACUUGAACAUAAACCCUCCAACAGAGGAAGAAUCAAACAUCAUUCACAAGAUGUGGCAAGCCUCUAGGGAACUAAGAGUCAUGGAAGACAAACCAAAAAAUUUGAUGCUCAUGAAGGACACAAACGUCAAGUCUACCAUGUUCAUGCAACCUCAAUAUAGAAAUAGACACUCAUACAUGAUAUUCGGUGGCUACUUGAUGAGACAAACGUUCGAAUUGGCUUACUGUGCCGCUUCCUCGUUCUCCCACUCCUUGCCUCGUUUCGUAUCCCUGGAUUCCACCACGUUCCGUGCCCCAGUGCCAGUAGGAUCCAUCCUACACAUGGACGCUACUGUCGUAUACACCGAACAUCUACAUGAAAAGACCAGCCAACCAAAGGUUGCCGCUUCUGUGGUUGACGAAGAGAUCGACGGUAACACCCUGUUCCACUUCGAACCAAGACCAGUCAACACUAUCUCCACAAAUAAGAAGGAUUUCCUAUCGAAGCCAGGUACUAUCAUCCAAGUCAAGGUUAACACCGUUGUUCAAGAAUUGGCCUCGGAAAAACAAACAAAGUCUGGCUCCUUCAUCUAUUCCUUCUUUGCUCCAAGAGAUUAUGAUCCUGAAAUGCCAGGCCAACCAGGUUACGCUACCGUCAUUCCCCAAACAUACUCAGAAAUGAUCGAAUAUAUUGAAGCAAGAAGACGUGCCAUUGAAACAGCUAAUUACGCUAAAGCGGUAAAACGUGUUUCCAAAUUAUAA